GCGCGCCCAGCUCGGGCUCCUCGCACUUGCAGCUGUGUGUCGGUGCUCGCUCGCGCGCGCUCUCUUCCUCCGUCUCUUGCUCCUUCUUCAUCUUCCUCUCUGUAUGAGCCGCGACUCCGGGGACUUUUCCACAUCUCCGUUAACGGAACGCGGCAGGAGGCGCUGUGAGUGAAAAUGAAGUCCCUCACCUGGUGUGUCCCCUUCACUCUUCUCCUCGCAGCCCUCACUCUUCCCUCACAAAGCGCUGAGAAUCCUGGCAGCAAAAAUGUGCAGGAUCGCGAGGAGGCGCCGUUUCAUGGAGGCAUUUGGAGGAGGCAGGGUUCACGAGGCCUGUUUUCCCACAAAUCUUUGCAGUCUGAAGAUGAUGGAGUGGGUCUGGAGGGUUUGAGCCCAGUCCGGCUGGAAAUGGGACCAGGAGAUUGGGGUAGGGAAAGAGGCAUAAGGCACACGAGAGGGCACAAGCAGCAUCAAGGAGGAGAGUUCCAGCGCAAAGGCAGGAAAAAUGGCCAAGUGGACGGCAAGAGACAUGGACGCAAGGACAAAGUACAUGGGCAAGGGUUCUUCCAUGACCCCAGCACAGGAUUUGGCUCUCCGAUGAGAGACGUAGACGAAGCCUAUGCCCGCUUGUCCAAUCGUGAAGCUGCUGCACUUGCAGAAGGCCCCGCCUCUCGCAUCCCGGUAGCCACAGCGAUGCCUGAGCAUCCACCAACCCGAGCCUCGACCUCCACCAAACCACAGAAUGCAGCUCGAGGAAAAGCUCUAGGUGAAGUGUUGCCUACUUUGAACAUGGCGCUUUUUGACUGGACAGACUACGAGGACAUGAGGCCUGAGGACAGCUGGCAAUCCAACAAGAAAAAAGACAAGCGGCGCAAUAAGAACAUGAGCAGUGGCAACGCGACCAUGGGCGCAGAUGACAUUGAGCCAUGUGACCAUCACCUCGACUGCCUGCCUGGGUCCUGCUGUGACCUCAGACAUCACGAGUGCACGCCACAUAACCGUGGUCUGAACAACAAGUGCUACGAUGACUGCAUGUGUGAAGAAGGUCUCAGGUGCUAUGCCAAAUUCCACCGCAAGCGAAGGGUGACCCGGAGACGUGGCCGCUGCGUGGAACCUGAAUCGGCCAACAGCGACCAAGGAGCCUUCAUCACGAUCUGAUGAGAGAGAAGGACAGAGAGAGAUGAAAAACUGAUCGUGACCCUACAACCCUGUACCUCCUUCUAAAGACUUGAGAUGGACUAAUCCUGAAUUGAAAAGUUUAGCGAGUCAAAAAAAUAAAUAAAUAAAUCAGACCAACUCGCCUGUGUGUUAAAGUGCACUGUGUACCAACGUCACUCACACUGUACAUAUCAUUUUGUGUCUCAACUGGACAGGAAGUUGUUUUGUUUUUUUUAAACUGAGAAUGCGUUUUCCAAACUUUGCUGUAAUAAUUAUAUUGCAGUGGUGUGAUGGAGUUUCGCUUUUUUUUGUUUUUGGCUUGCUUUGUAAGAUUUAUUAUUUAUGCUGCACCUAUUUGUCAUUGUAAAAUACCAAGGAGCCAUUUGUUGCAUCCAGUACAAUUCCAACAAUGAUACAGGCCAAUUUAUGUAAUAAUUCUCAAGAUAAGAUUAUUAUAAAAAUAAUUAUAGGAUGAUCCAACAUUUUGUAAACAUUUUACCUGACUUCAUGAAAUUGAUUCAUCUAAUUGCAUUAGAAGAAAUUUGCAUUUUUAGGAAAUAAAUGCUUGAAUAAAUAAGCAAUAUAUGUUCAA
Pangasianodon hypophthalmus (striped catfish) is the source of this 1747-nucleotide messenger RNA. It is a transcript of the gene draxina, whose product is annotated as dorsal inhibitory axon guidance protein a. The transcript is spliced from 7 exons. The coding region runs from base 175 to 1155 and encodes 326 amino acids. Gene Ontology annotation, cellular component: extracellular region. The record is from RefSeq and is a predicted model, not a curated record. Gene Ontology annotation, biological process: Wnt signaling pathway; axon guidance. Lineage: Eukaryota; Metazoa; Chordata; Actinopteri; Siluriformes; Pangasiidae.